Messenger RNA from Gavialis gangeticus (Gharial), 4455 nucleotides. It is a transcript of the gene KLF11, whose product is annotated as Kruppel like factor 11. Gene Ontology annotation, molecular function: DNA-binding transcription factor activity, RNA polymerase II-specific; RNA polymerase II cis-regulatory region sequence-specific DNA binding. The transcript has 4 exons. Gene Ontology annotation, biological process: regulation of transcription by RNA polymerase II. NCBI's taxonomy places the organism in Eukaryota, Metazoa, Chordata, Crocodylia, Gavialidae. Bases 70 to 1662 code for a protein of 530 amino acids. The record is from RefSeq and is a predicted model, not a curated record.
CCGGGCCGGGGGCGGCGCCGGCGCCGGCAGAAGCUGGCGGCUUUGUGAACGCGCGGCCGCAGCCUCGCCAUGCACGGGUCUGCCGGCGGAGACAUGGACGGGGCGCCCGCGGUUGACAUUGUGGACAUAUAUGAGUCUAUACGUGAAAGACAACGGCAUGACAGUGAAAGGUCUACGUGUAGUACCCUGGAGCAGAAUGAUAUAGAAGCAGUCAAGGCACUUGUUUGUAUGAGCUCCUGGGGUCAAAGAUCACAGAAAGGUGACCUAUUAAAGAUAAGGCCGCUUACACCUAUCUCGGAUUCAGGUGAUUUCACAAUGCACACUGAGACUACAAUGGAAUUGCCAAAGGAUUUCCACUCUCUGUCUACCUUGUGCAUGACCCCGCCUCACAGCCCUGACUUUGUUGAGCCCUCUGCUGCAAUGCUCCUCUCUUCACAAGUCACUUAUUCCAAACCAAGGACUGUUAUGGCAAAUACAUCUGCCUGCUUAGUCACAUCCACAAACUGUGCCUCUGCUGUAGCCACACCAUCUGUCAUAAAUAUGGAGAGGCAGUCCAGUCAGAAGUCAGCAAUAUCUGAACCCCCUGGCCUUCCACCUUGCAGGGCCAUGGCAACUAGCGUGAUACGUCAUACGGGCGAUAGUUCUGCUUACCACCACAUUCCUACUGUGCAAGAGAAAAUAAAGGUAACUUCAGGCAAUGGCAAUUCCAGAGACUGGUGUGGAGCAGAAGAUCAAAAACAUUCCAGAGUUUCACAAGACAAGUGUACUCCUGGUGGCUUAGUUAGCAAAACUUCACCACAACACCAGCCCUGUUUGCGCAACUCCAGUGACAAUGCUACCUGUAAAGAUGAACAGUCAGUACAGUCUGUUUCCCCACAGACUACUUUACCAAAGUUUUGUGAAAAUAACCUACAAAAAAAAGCCACCCAGCUAACACCUGUCCCAGUUUCAAACCCUCAAGUCCUCUGUCAAAUGAUCCCUCUGAACAGCCAAAGAGGAAUGAUUUCUGCCUAUCUGAAGCCUCCGACUCAGACAGUCACGACACCUGUCAAACCUAUUUUGCCCCAAACAGCCCCAAUUUCUCAGCCUGUGCUCAUGGGACCUUCUGUGCCUCAGGGGGCUGUUAUGUUGGUUCUUCCACAAACUGCUGUUGCACAGACACCACAGUGCCCACAAACAGUAAUGACCGUUGGAAGCACCAAGUUACUGCCCCUUGCUCCUGCUCCAGUUUUCAUUACUUCUGGUCAAAGCUGUGCACCUCAGAUGGACUUCUGUCGAAGGAGAAACUAUGUUUGCAACUUCCCAGGCUGCAGGAAAACGUACUUUAAAAGUUCUCACCUCAAAGCCCAUCUUCGUACUCACACUGGAGAAAAACCUUUUAGCUGCAACUGGGAAGGCUGUGACAAAAAAUUUGCCCGCUCAGAUGAACUUUCUCGCCACCGUCGAACUCAUACUGGGGAGAAGAAGUUUGCUUGUCCUGUGUGUGAUCGUCGUUUCAUGCGCAGCGAUCACCUGACAAAACACACUCGGCGCCAUAUGACUACAAAGAAAAUGCCCAGUUGGCAGACAGAAGUGGGAAAACUGAACAGAAUCACUACAGCGGAGAAACCGAAAAGCACUGGCACAUUGAACAUGCUCAUCCCCAUGCCACCACCUACUUGAGUGGACAUGUUGAUAAAGAAGCUGUUCUUGGAACUUUCUAGCAGUUGGGAAGUGCUACAGCAGCUAAAACAAAAUUGACAAUGGCUUCCUAAUUUCUGUUUGCUUUUGUGUGUUUCCACAGGGGGGAGAGAAACUGUCCUUUUUUUUUGGUUCAGUGUAGCAAGUCUUUUGUCCUCUUAUUAUUAUUAUUUUUUUUGUUUUUGUUUUUUUAAUUUGAUAUUUAGGAAACCACAAUCACCAGCACUUCAGAAAAACUGAACUUUUUGAAUCUAUGUUGGCAAUAGACUCACUUACGGAACAUUUUAUUGUUACUGUUUUUGAUGGAAAGUGAAACAGGGUGAUUUUUAAUUUUUUAUACUAAAAUUUUCUAUACAAGAUAUUUUUUGUAUUUGUUCAAUCAGGUCCUGGCAUACAGUCAGUGAAACAGUUUGCAUAACAAAAGGUGGAAACUCCUUUUAAUUAAACCUAAAGAGACAUAGUUAAAAGUAUUGUAUAAACUCUUAAUGGUGGUCAACUCAGACUGUGUUUUUGAGUGUUAUGCAUUUAGAUCCUUAUCUAGCAGUAGCUAGGCACACUCAGACCCUCUCAUAGAUGAGAUUGCAGGGUUUGGACAUAAAAGCCUGUUGCCAUUUAAGAAUGUCUCCAGGAAAAGAUGUAGGCUUCUUGAAACCCACACUUGUUCAUCAAAUAAGAUCCUUUGCAGGGUGGGGAACAGAAAAUGCAUUGAAUACAUCUCAGAACAUUUGCAAUGGAAAGGCAUUGUGAUUUGAGGUAAAAGCUUGAACUUCUCUAUUCUUGAGUUGUUGCUGUAACUGAGCAAAAUUAGAUGAGCCAAGAUUACUCAAAUGGAAGCACAUUCACAAUUACUUCUGAAGAAUUUUGUCACUAGUAAAUGAUUUUACCUUCAGUCCUACUGGAGCCAGCAAACCACAGUUUACAGUAAACACAAAACCAAUAAGGUCUGACAAAACACGUUAUCUUGAUCUCUGAUUUAUAUUUCUCCUGUGCUACAAUUAUAGACUUUCAGAUGCUUAUAGUUUAUUGUAGAUUUUUGCACAGCUAGUGAACUGUUCAAGACUUCCAUUUAUUUGUAUAAAAAUCACCAAAAAAAUUUACUUUGAAAUGCAGCCACUUUGUUAAAAUCAUGAUCCUCUUGUGGCCUUAUAUUUCACGAUACUUUGUAUGCAGAAACACCCUUUUUAUUAAAUUAAAUAUUCUCUCUGUUGAAUGGACUUUCUUUUACACUAGAGUACGGCUUGACUAAGAUCAAUUGCAAACUUGCCAGUGUCAUAGUUAUAAACUUGCCAAUUGCAAACUGAUGUGUUAUAGUUAUAUCUAGUAGCAUGGUAUGAGUAGCAACUUUAGAUGUAUGCAGCACAAUUAGACCUCUCAAGUUCCAUGUCACAAAGUUUGGUCUGAAGAAAAUGAACAUGCAUAUUUUAGGAAACAAUGAUUUGUUGUCAUGCAGUGAGGUCACAUAGGUAGUGUAUCAUCUUUCAUUUCCUUGGCACUCACAAGUAUUGGCUCCAGAACAGGCAUAAACAACUCCUGUGCCUUUUUUAAUGCAAAUAUUUCUGUUUUCAUUAGUUAAUUUCCUGUGAUCUUUCCUCAUUCCAACAUUUCCUUCUUUCAACAUUGAAACUGUAGUUUGAGCUUAGAGAAGAAAACUUAAUUUUUCAAGUGAGUAAGACAUGGAUAACUGUAUUACUUUAUUAGUCUUCAAACCUUGUUUUGCUCUGCAGUUUGUAAGCCGGGUUCUGCUCUCCCCUGGACUGCUGCAAACUGGACUAAGUAGCAGUUCAUCCAUACUUAUUGCUAUUGUUCAUUUCUAACUGAGAACAAAACGUACCCCUAUAUUUAGGUUUUUGAACCUGUGGUUAUAAAUAUUGACAAUUAAUCUUAAGACUUUGCUUAAUGGGCAUGUUGUGCUCGGUGUACUAAAGCUUUAGGCCUAGCCUUUAAAAUAUCCUUUCCUAGUUCCUUUGACAUUUGUAGUGAUGUCAUUGACCAUAAUGUAUGUGUUGGUACUUAUGCAAAUGUCAUUUGUACUUUCCAAAGGGCUCCAUUGUAAUUCCUCUUUUUUGUAAAAUGGAUGCUUGGACUUUUGUUUGUGUUUGUAUCCAACAUGCCAGCCCUCAAAUUUAGUUCUGUUGCACAAAAGAUACAGUCCUGCUCUUCUUGCUUCAAGGAGCAAAAGAGGGAAAAGGUCUGCCUUUUGGAUAUCUUAGCAUAGCUGUACUGUGGUGGUGUUGGAACCUGACCUGAUCAUGCCUUCUCGGUUUCAGAACACUGUUAUCAUGCUUUUUAAAUGACAAAAUGCUUGAUAAUUCCCAUCAGCAAAACAAUUUAGGAACAUCUUGGAAGUAAUUGAGAUGGCUUUGUUCUCUGGUAGCAUCUUGGGACAGGGAGGUGGGGGAAGACGCUCUGAAGAAUAUGUGGUCUCUUUCAAACAUGCAUGCUUGAAGUCAUUGAUCCUACGUAGUGUUUGCAUGCUCCCAUUCAGAGGAGCUGAGGCCCACUUAGAAGUCAGGUGUAGCUAUGUGUUAAGGCCAUUUUAUCCCUGGCUUUUGGAGCUUGAUUGGAACUUGAAGGGCACCUGGGAGACAUGGCUAUGCUUGUGAACAUGCAUGAAUAUCUAAGCCAAAAUGUGGUUCCUUUUGUUUUCACUUUACUAUUUUGUUGACUCAGACUGUGUAAGUCUUGUCCAUGGAUUAAGCAUGACUAGACAAACUGUCCCAGUGCACUUUAUUGCCUGAGCAAUUUUGUUCACACUCUUUACUUUGAGCUUGUUUA